This is a messenger RNA of Micropterus dolomieu (smallmouth bass), 9821 nucleotides long. It is a transcript of the gene helz, whose product is annotated as helicase with zinc finger. The record is from RefSeq and is a predicted model, not a curated record. Gene Ontology annotation, molecular function: helicase activity; metal ion binding. The coding region runs from base 135 to 6029 and encodes 1964 amino acids. Gene Ontology annotation, cellular component: P granule; cytosol. Gene Ontology annotation, biological process: regulatory ncRNA-mediated post-transcriptional gene silencing. Lineage: Eukaryota; Metazoa; Chordata; Actinopteri; Centrarchiformes; Centrarchidae. The transcript has 31 exons.
UUUCAGACACACGCACACACACACCCCAGUCCUCUCAACCUUCAGAUCAGUACAUCCCACUAUGCUUUGCGAUGGUCUGACAAGUGGAUCCAAGAUGGCGUAGAAAGUAAAGCUAGACGUUUUGUCCCUGAGUCAUGGCAGACAGGAGAGCGGAGAAAUCAUGUGAAGAAGCCAGCAGAUCGUUAGCCAGGCGAGAGUACGAGGCGGCAGUCAGCCACAGCACGGACGCCCUGGUGGUCCUUGCACCCCAAGCCCCAUCUUCCAGUGUCCCUGUCCCGCCGAGCCCUCCAUCCCUUGUCGCCGCCAACGGACCGCUCCGCAGCCGUGUCCUGCUCUACCGGAUUGCUGCCUUCCUGCAGCUGAAAAACUAUGAUGAAGCAGAUGAAGACUGCAAACAUGUCCUGGCAGAAGAGAUUUCCAGGGGAGACGGUUCGCUACAGGCCAGUGUGCGCUCUAUGCUGUUGGAUGGCAGCCUGCAGGAGGUGGUCAGCAUCCUCUCUAAAGCCUUGUAUGGAGAGCCAAUGAAUGGCAUUGUCACAAAAGACCUGACCAGAUUAAAAAUGCUCUUUUCAGAAAUAGAGGCUAUAAAUAGGGAGAUGGCACCAGAAUACACAGAUGACCAGGAGGAAGAGGUCCAGGAUGGCUGGCAGUUCCGGCCUCCUCCCAGAGGAGUCACCAGCAGCGAGGAGUACACCCUCUGUAAACGGUACUUGGAGCAGGGUCUGUGUCGGUACGGGGCCCAGUGUACGUCAGCCCACUCGCAGGAGGAGCUGAUGGAGUGGCAGAAACGCUAUGCGUCACGCCUCAUCCGCCUCAAACAGCAGCAGGAGAGCAAACACUUCACCGAGAACUACAUGGAGACCCUGAUAGAGAAGUGGAUGAACUCCCUCUCCCCAGAGAAAGUGCUAAGUGACUAUUUAGAUGGAGUGAAUGUAGAAACCAGUUCGAGCCUCUCUGUUACUGUCACCACCAAAAAGUCCUCUCACUCUUGGACCUUCUCCUUGUUGUGCAAGCCGGCUAGAAAGCUGUACCGCAUCGCCCUGCUCUAUGAUGCCCACCGUCCACACUUCUUCAUCACCGGUGUGUCAGCUGGAGAGCGGCUACAAGCCGUCCCCAAAAGCUGCCAAGAGUGGACUCCAGGAGAGGAAACAGCAGUGGCAGCAGACAAUGGCCUGGACCACUGUGUCUACCAGGUAGCUGUGGGCUUCAGCACAGAAAUCUUUGGUACCUUCCGACAAACCGUUGUUUUUGACUUCGGCUCAGAGCCUGUGCUGAUGCAGAGGAUCAUGGUGGAUGCUGCCUCUAUUGAAGACCUAGAACACCUAAUGGCGGCCAGGCAGCAGCUCUUGAUGACUGCAAAGCGCUGGGAUCCUUCUUGUAAGACCAUCGUAGAAUUCAUUCCUAAUGAAACGAUGGCUGAGCUGGAACGCAGCCUCCUCUCCCGCUAUCAGAUCCCUCUGUCGGCCGACCAGCUCUUCACCCAGUCAGUCCUGGAUAAGACUCUGACCAAAGACAACUACCAGGCCCGACUGCAUGACCUGCUCUACAUUGAAGAGAUUGCACAAUAUAAGGAAGUUAGCAAGUUUAACAUCAAAGUUAACCUGCAGCUUGUCACCAGCUUUAUGCUGACCGGCAUUUCUGUUGGAGCCAAGUAUGCCCAGAAUGGACAGCUCUUUGCACGCUUCAAACUUACUGAAACACUUUCUGAGGACACAUUGGCUGGGCGGCUAGUGAUGACCAAGGUGAAUUCAGUCCUGCUGCUGCCAUUGAACCGUGAGGGGGUCAGCAGCCAGCCUCCUCCUGGGGUGAAAGAGCGUGUUUACGAGGCUGUGAUUGAGGAGAAGACCAAGGACUACAUCUUCCUAAGGAUCUGCAAGGACUGCUGUCUUGAGCUGGGGCUACAGCCUGACAGAGAAAUACAGGUGGAGCUCCAGUUCCAGCUUAACAGACUGCCACUGUGUGAGAUGCACUAUGCCCUUGAUCGCAUCAAAGAUAAUACCAUCCUUUUCCCUGACAUUGGCCUUGUACCCACCAUCCCCUGGAGCCCAAACAGGUGUGUAUUCCACCUUCACACAUACAUUGAACGGUUGAAGGCUGAUUCAGAAAUGUGUUUUACGUUAAAGUGUGUCGGCAUUAAGGGCACAGUCCUCAAAUGGUUCAAAUCAUAUCUGGCGGAUAGAAGUUUCUCUGUUCACCUCGGGUUGUUCUCUCAUAUCCUAUUGGAUGAAGCGGCCCAGGCUAUGGAGUGUGAAACCAUCAUGCCUUUUGCUCUAGCUAGCAAGACCACCCGCAUCGUGCUGGCUGGAGACCAUAUGCAGCUCAGUCCAUUUGUGUACAGCGAGUUUGCGCGGGAGCGUAACCUUCAUGUGUCACUGCUGGACCGGCUGUAUGAGCACUACCCUCCUGAAUACCCCUGUCGCAUCCUCCUGUGCGAGAACUACCGCUCCCAUGAAGCUAUCAUCAACUACACUUCAGAAUUAUUUUAUGAUGGGAAGUUAAUGGCAAGUGGGAAGCAGCCCUCCCACAAGGACUUCUACCCUCUGACCUUCUUUACAGCCAGAGGAGAAGAUGUCCAGGAGAAGAACAGCACUGCCUACUACAACAACGCUGAGGUAUUUGAGAUCGUAGAGCGAGUGGAGGAGUUGCGCAAGAAGUGGCCAGUGGCCUGGGGCAAGCUGGACGACGGCAGCAUUGGAGUAGUGUCACCAUACGCUGACCAAGUAUUCCGCAUUCGCGCUGAGCUCCGAAAGAAGAGAAUGCAUGAGGUCAGCGUGGAGAGAGUGCUCAAUGUCCAAGGUAAACAGUUCCGGGUGCUGUUCCUCAGCACCGUUCGGACGCGGCAUACCUGCAAGCACAAGCAGACGGCCAUCAAACGUAAAGAGCAGCUAGUUGAGGACUCAACAGAGGACCUUGACUAUGGAUUCCUCUCCAACUACAAGCUACUCAAUACGGCCAUCACCAGAGCCCAGUCCCUGGUUGCAGUUGUGGGAGACCCCAUAGCACUGUGCUCUGUUGGGCGCUGCAGAAAAUUCUGGGAGCACUUUGUCUCCAUCUGCCACGAGAACUCGAGCCUACAUGGCAUCACCUUUGAGCAGAUCAAGGCUCAGCUGGAGGCCCUAGAGCUGAAGAAGACCUACGUCCUGAACCCAUUGGCCCCAGAGUUCAUCCCUCGUGCUCUCAGACCCAUGCAAGGGCACCACUCUUCUUCGCAGGCCCUCCAUCCCCACCAUCAUCCACAUCCCCAACACGCACAGCCCGCCUCCAACAAGCAGGGUCCGCAGCAGCAACAGCAGCUGUCACCCCCUAAAGGGAAACAUGCAAACCACACAGAGCACCUUCCACCUGACGGAUAUGUCCAACCCAACCCAGCCGUAUUGAUGGGAAACCCUAUUCGGGCAUUCACGCCACCCUUGGGUGGCACACCAGCUGGGAUGGGCAAGUCACCAAGUCCUGUUCAGAGGAUAGAUCCCCAUACGGGCGCCAGCAUCCUCUACGUUCCAGCCGUGUAUGGUGGAAACAUGGUCAUGUCCAUGCCCCUGCCAUUGCCUUGGACAAGUUACCAGAAUCGCUUUGCUGUUGACCCUCGCAUCAUGAGCCACCCGGCAGCCAUGGCCUACAACUUCAAUCUGUUGCAGGCCCAGAAUCGAGGCUCCCCCAUCCCUUACAGUGGGGUGACCCAUCCCUCUCCUCUAGGAAUGGGCCAGCCCAGCCCUGACAAGGAGCUACAGGCUGACCCCAUCAGAAAUGGUAAAUUAGAGGGAUGUCCAAAGUCCGAACAGAGCCGUCUUCAGACACCAGAAAGGAAAACUGCAGACAUGAAGGAAAAACAGGGAGAGUUGGACACAGGCCAAAGUCGAAGUCUAGACUCACAGUCAGACGGGCUAGUUGGAUUUCCCAAUGCGCUGCUCCAUCGAAAAGAUCCCUCAGCUGCUCAAAGAUCCCUCAACUACCACCUGGCACCACCCAACCCAGCUUUUCCUCCACAUCCGGCCAGUGGUAGAGCCUUCCCCCCACAGUACCCGGUCUCGAGGCUUCCUUAUCGGGUCAGCCAGCCUCAACACCCUGGGAUGGCCCAACAGAGUCAGCAGCAGCAGCCACAGCUCAGCCCUGCCUACGCUGGUGGUAGCCACAACGCCUCCUUCUUCAGUGGCCCCAUACCCCCUCACAGGGCUGUCCAGUCUCCCACUUUGGAUGGGCCAGAGUCUGGAGGGGUGGAGGAGAUGAGUAGUUCCAUUAGGACUCCAAUGGCCCACCCAGGAGGCCACCACCCAGGCCUGUCGCAGCAUAACAGGGUCAACAGCUUUGGGGAAGAUGGACAAGAUGGAAGCCUGGGAGAUAGUCUGGACAUCCAGGGUCCCUUGGCUCUAGAGGCCCUGAGCCAGCAGCAGCAGCAGGCAGCCAGGCUGGGCCAGUGGGGGGAGGCAGCAGGCCCUUUUCUCCAGGGAAGCGUCGCUUUCCCUCUGCCCCAACAGCUCGCCCACCUUGCUCAGCCCGGCAUGGCUCGCUUCCCCCAUCAGCUGCUCCGGGCAACUAGUUGGGGCCUUAGUGCCAAUAUGGAGGAUGAAGCUGUUACUUCUGCUCCCCCUGGGCCAACUUUCACCAGGUACCCGGGCCUCUUGAGAGAGAUGCCCCCACAGGAACAGCCUGAACCCAGGGAAGCAGCUGAGAUGCAACCCCCUCCUCAAUCUCGUCUCCUCCAGUACCGCCAGUCCCAGUCCCGUGCCUCUGGUGACCCUUCAUCCUCUUUAGCUCUCCCCAAUCACGCUGGCCCAUUCCCAUCAGGACCCUACUCCCAUGACACCGGCCGCGAUCUCCUUAAUGACAACCUUCUCAACAACCCAGCUCUACAGCAGCAGCAGCACCCAGGAAACCCACUGUAUAAUACUGGUGGCUACCCACAUCAGCCACAAUCCCAUUCUGCCAGCCCCCCUCCCUCCCAGGUGAAAUACCUUCUGCAAGAGGCCCAGUGGUCUCAUGCUGGAGCUGCAUCGGUGAGCCCACCACAGCAGAACCACCUGCUAGGCAACCAGGGCCACGGCCUUCCUUAUGGACUGCCAAUCAUGGCUCACCCCAGCAGGCAAGAGCAAGUCCACCUGAUGCAACUUCACCAUCAGCACCAGCAGCAGCAGCAGCAACAGCAGCAGCAGCAACAACAACAACAACAGCAGCAGCAACACCACCAACAAAGUCAAGGUCCAGACCAGGAGUCCUACCACCCUCUGUCGCCCAGAACAUCAGCAGCCACAGCCCUUCACAAUGUAGAUGAGUAUGAACCCAGAGGUCCAGGCCGGCCCCUCUAUCAGCGGCGCAUUUCCUCCAGCUACCCAGAUGAAUCGUCUACAGCCAACACCCACAAUGCCCUGUCCCAGCCCUGUCCGUCAGACCCCCAGGACCACCCUCAUCCGCACAUACAGCAUCAUCAGCACCCACACGCCCCCUACGGUUACCCCUCUGGCCAUGACCUCUGGCCCAGUAAUGGUGGGGGACCCGGUCCGUUCCAGAACAUUCCAUGUAACGGAGCCGGCACACUCGCACAGCACCGGGACCUUCUGGCUUCCAAGGCCCUUCGUCAGACAGAGGAGCAGGGGAAGGCAGAGGCACCAGCAGCGCAGCAGACACACCCACACUCACUCAACUCCCUUCAGCACCUUGGACAGUUUCCUCCUCUCAUGCCCAAUAACAAGCAGCAGCAGCAGCAGCAACAGCAGCAGCAGCAGCAGCAGCAGCAGCAGCAGCAGCAACAGCAGCAGCAGCAGCAGCAGCAACAGCAGCAGCAGCAGCAGCAGCAGCAGCAGCCGCCGCCGCCGCCGCCGCCACAGGCACAGGCACCCACAGAGGCCAGCCAGGGCGCUCCAAAUUUAAGCAAACCACCCACCAUGUCCUAUGCCAGUGCCCUCCGCGCUCCACCCAAACCCCGAGCUGUUCGCCCUGAACAAGUCAAAAAGAACAGCGACCCUCUCUCCCUCCUACAAGAGCUGAGUAUAGGAAGUUCAAAUGGUAGCAAUGGGUACUAUUCCUACUUUAAAUGAGUCCCCUGUCCCACAUAAAAAAUAAGUGAUUAAAAAAAAAAAAAUUUAAAAAAAGUGCAAAACUGUUUCUAAAAACACACAAAAAAUAGUGCAAAGUGCAUUUACAAUAGUUCUAUCAGUAGGUUUGUUUUCUGCAUUUUGUUUCAUUUUAACUUUUUAUUUGUAACAGUCAUCUUUUCUCCUGUUUCACAUAUCUGUGAAGAAAAUAAGUAUAUAUAAUGAAUGCAUUACUGGUAUAUAUACAUAAUCAUUAUGUAUAUAUGAAUAUAUACUUAUAUUAUCUACACUUGUAUAUGUACGUAAUGCUAAAAAAGUUUAAAAAAAAUAAUAAAAAAGGUGAAAUUCGGUUGACCACUUAGCUACCUGCAUAUUUUCCUUAUUGAAGUUAGUUUUGUUGGUUACGAAGUAUGUUGAAGUUUUUAUCAUUUUGUAUUCCUCAGUUUUGAGUGGACGUUAUGUCUUGAUUUUCAUACUACUGUAGUUGUGGUAACGGACAAAAAGCUAAGUGGUCAACUGACUCAGAAACUACAUGGAACAGUGUAUAGAAGUAGAUAAAUUUUCCUCUAAUCUGUACAUAUAAAGAAAAUAAAAGACUGAAUUGUAUGCCACAGAUAUGUCCUUAAAUUCCUGUAUCAUGCUAGCAUUUGCAUUAUGAAUUAUUUUCUGUUUGUUGGCUUCUGAUCCUUAAUUCUUAGACAUCCUUACCUGGGAGUCAUCUUCAGUGUUUUAGUAGUAAAUGUGAUUAUUUACUGAAAAAUAACAAUACAAAUAGUAAUUGUGCAUCUUACUUUACAAUAAUGUCUCAUCAGCAACAAUAGACCGUGUGAACAUUUCAAAGUAUCAAUAACCAUGUCAUUCCUCCUUUGUUUGUUUUAAGGAUCAGAGAACACCAGACAUAGCUUUCUGUGAUUAUAAGAUUAUCCCAAACACUGCUUGGCUUGUGGCCGAUGCUCAGUAUUUUAUUUUAUUUAGAUUUCUUUCCUUUGUGUCAAGGAAAUCUUCACCGGGGAAAUUGUUUCAGUAACUACUGGGGAUAUGAAAUGUGUUUAUUUCUGGUUGUUUUCUAUCACUAAUGGACAUUGAGCCUCUUAUUUUUAUUUUUUUAAAAGGUUGCAGUACUCUGAAGGUUUGUGAAAGUGAAGAUAGAGUGGUGAGGUCAGAGUGGUGUGUCAUGAUAGGUAAGUUGAAACGGAGGGUGUGAUCAACACUGCCGGUCAGACGUUUUUGAACAUUCUAAGUGUCAGCAUUUUUGGUUAAAUCUGAAGAAUGUUGAAACUAGAUUUAUAGUUAAUAUGCUGAAUGCACAUUGUGUCUUCUUGUUUUAUUGGAAAUAAUCUUAUUGGAUCUUGGCAAACAGCAUACUGUGUAUUAUUCGGAUCAUUCAUGGCGUAUAUGUCUUCAACACACUGUUGCUCUCGCGGAUGUUUUGUAGUCACAGAGUUUCUAGAUUCCUUUUCAUAGUGUAAACCAGACUGCCAAAAGAUCCUUUUCCAUUUUCUCUGUAAAACAGUCUUUUAAUCUCCAAGUCAUAUGAACCCUAUAAUAAACAGUAAUUGCUUAACUCUCUUGUAAGCUAUUUGCUCCCAGUUCCACCUAAACAAAAACGUAUUUCCCUAUCCCUAAUAAUAAUUUAUAAUUUAUAAUAGGCAUGUAAGGUAACAGGCCCCCCAACCCCUUUUAACACUCUGCUUAAGAUUUAACCAAAAAACGAACGUAGUAAAAGUAACUAUAUGAUAAGAUGUUCAAAGACGUAUGACUGUUAAUGUGUCUCUUUUUAGACUGUGCAUAAUAAGAAUGAAUUGGUAAUGUCAUGGAAGUUGUUCCUGGUUCCUUUUUCAGUCUGGUAUGAUUGAUAAAUUAAUAUUAAAGCAGUAGGUGAAUCCCCCUAAUUCCCUUUUAAUUAAAUUUUUUUUCUUAAAACACAUGAUGAACAUAAGACAGGAGCGCUCAUGUUUGAAUUCCAGUGAGCUAGUUGCUUGUUAAUGGUUGACACACAAGGAGGCCACACAGCCACAUGAAUUUCACUGCUAACGUACUGAUGCCCUGAUGAUUUAAGUCCCUUGCAGGUAAAAUAUAAAAAGAUGCUGAGACACUAUAUCUGCCAAGGUUUUUCUUUUUAUGAUAAAAGCAAUACUGGAAACAGUCAUCCAGUGCUCUGUCCAGUUAUAUGUAAUCCCUUAAUUGUUUAAAUACCACUGCCCCAUCUGAAAAACAGUGAAAUUGUAAUAAAAUCACCCUACUCUUUCAUGGCUUUCAUACAGCAGAACGUCACUGUUAAAUCUCUUAAAAUGUCACUUCCUCAGAAAGCUAAUACCCCACGGCUAAUAACUUAGAUGUGUUUUGAACAGUCAGCAGAGAGCUUCAUAAAGCCAUGUUAAAUUUUUGUUCCGUGUUUCAGUUUAAAUCAAAGGUCCAGAUUUUUUGACUUGGCAGAGAACAACACAUACUUGUAAAUAUGCAUUUUCUAGGUAUUUACAAACACGAACUUUGGGAGCACCUCAAUUUUGUAGAAGCUGUUCAAAGAAGAGGUAUGCCCUUUUUAAUUAUGCAAAUUCAAACAAAAAAAGGAUGGUAAUUCUAGAAAUGGACAACAACAGACCAGUUGGCAGUUGCAACAUCUUGUUGUAACUUUUUAGAUUUUUUUUUUUUAAAGAUGGUGUCUGGCUGAUUUGACAAAGAGGAGAAUUUAAGUUGCAGCUGUUUCAAGACAACUUAUUUCACUGUAAAAUACAUCAUUUAAAUAUAUGUUCCUGUUCGGUUUUCUCACCACUUCACAGCUGUACAACAAUCAACAUGAAUUAUUUUUAUUUUAUAAUUUUUUUUAAUGUGAAGACUUUUCUUUUCAUGCAUGUUGAGAUGACCUGGCUGAUUUUUAAUCCCUGUUUUUAUCAGUUUGUGUUGAUUUGUGGAUUUUAAAAAAAAGAGGAAAAAAGCUUUUGUUUAACCUACAAAGUCAAAUUUUGGUAUAUUAUUUGAUGUGUACAAUAACUUGUGACAUUAUCAACAAAAAUAUUAUAAUAUUUUACUAACGUCAAUCAAAUAUGUAAUGGUCAUGUAAGUUCUUUUUUUGCAGUUUCUUAGCAGGGCUAAAGCUGAGGUUGCUCCCUUCUGUGUGUCAUAUAUACGAACCUUCAGUUUGUUUGGGGAAUCAUUUUUCCAUAAAGCGGUCGUUGGCUAAUCUCUGAAGUUGUGCAAUACUAAUAUUUCACCGCUUCUUAAACUACACUUUUAUUUAUUUUUGAGGCAGAAGAGAUUGAGCCAAAGACAUCUUAAAGGGAAUUUAUUUACAAAUCUUCAUCAUUGCUUUUUAUUAUUUUAUUUUUUAGGCUUAAAUUUUUGUCUUGUUGAAUCUUUGUUUCCAAAAUCAGUUUCUCUAUAUCUUUGCUAUGAAACUAAACUCUUAUAAUGAAGUUGGAUUUGAAAUAUUUUCACCACCAAAUAUUGCACCACUGUGUGUGUGUGUGUGUGUGUGUGUGUGUACACGGAAAGGGAGCAACCUCUUGCCCAGCCAGUAGAGAGCACUGUGUUCAGCCUUCUAUAAAACGCCACAUCUCUUCCUGUUGUUUGUUUGCUCUCCUCUGUUCUUCCCUCGCUGCAGUGAAUCAAUGGCACACCUGUUCUCCCAGCUCCCCAGUCCCAUUGGUUCCUCCCUCGUGGGUACAAAAUAAUGAAUAGAUCUGUUUUACUCUUCUUCAUUUCAAUUGGUGGUGGUUAUAAUAAAGGAUUUAGACUGUGUUUUAAAGGUUUAUUUUCUUUUUUAUUUGUUUCUCUAUUAAAGUGUUUUUAUUGAAA